AUGAAUCUUGAUAAAGUGCAGCUCUUAUUCAGGCUGAGGAAUUUGGUUGGAGUGAUUAGGUUGGACGAACUUCAUGCCCCCAUAUUGGGCCAUGAACGGGCAGCAUUGAUGCAGGAGGAAAACCGCACAAGGCUCCCACAAAUCCAUCAGAACUGGAAGACCAAACAUACGGGGCAGUUGAGUUUUUUGACGAACUUCAUGACAUUUUCUGAAUGUGGAGUUCGGACAUUUACGAGCAUUCAGGAGAAUGCGCCGUUUGACUUGGCAGUCGGAAGUGUUCUCGUUCUGUUGACGAAUGGCGUGGUGUGUGCUCAAGUUGUGACUUAUGGCUCAACUCCAGAGCCUCCGCACGAGAAGUUGGUGAGCGAUGCCAAGGCGGACUGA
Messenger RNA from Physcomitrium patens, 384 nucleotides. RefSeq names its product mannose-P-dolichol utilization defect 1 protein homolog 1. NCBI's taxonomy places the organism in Eukaryota, Viridiplantae, Streptophyta, Bryopsida, Funariales, Funariaceae. The record is from RefSeq and is a predicted model, not a curated record.